AAUCACCGCCGACUCCUGCGAAUCAUUCGUCUUCCAACGUUGGAACCGUAAGCAUCGUUUUUGUUCGGAGUUCGUGCUCUGCCGUGGCUGACCGGGAUUGUGUUUUCUAAUUUAGCGGAUAUUGCUGCAAGCCUUUCGAAAUUCGAUUGUAUAUUUUUCUACAGUGUUUUAGAAACAAAUAAGUUUGGGGAUAAAUUCCGGGGAUUGAUGCUGAGCGAACAUUUUGGCAUGAACGACCCUGCCAAUUGAGCAAGUAGCAGCAAAAAAACGAUAGCGCUCCCGUCCCGUUCGGGAUGCAGCGGACCCACCGUUCGAAAAUGUACUUUAUUUGAUCGUGCUCUAGUGCCGAUGCCGUGGACGGAAAUCUGAAUCACUAGUUUACCAAAGUUACUCUCCAAAACGGUCCGAAGGCGCGCGGUUAGUGGGCAUUCUAAUGCGUGUGUCGAGAAGAUAUUAUUGUUUUGGCAAUUUAGCGGCCAAUUUGGGAAAAUAGCGAAACAAAUCGUAACGACUGGCCAGUAUAGUGUGGAACGGAUUGUGCCUCCAGAAAAUGAUCGGCCCGGUCCGUACGAAUGUGAUUUUCGUGGAAGAACGGAAAUAAACCCACUCCAAGUUUUAUAUAAAUCUAAGAGUUGAAGGUGGAGCUAAUUCCAGCGUAAGAAAGAAGAGAAUAAGUCCGAAUACCAACUAUAAAUAAAGAUCUACGAUAUACGAAACAAUAAUCGUGAUUUCAGAAAUAGUCAGUGUGUCGAAGUAAGAACUAAUAUUUUAGGCGCUGAGUGAUCUUUUCAUUCGUGAUAUUCAUCUUGUAUGAAUCUUAUGCGUAGUUUGUUCAAGUGAAAAAAAACCCCAGUUUUAUAGAGAAUCAUCUAUCUAGUUGGGUCAGAUAAAACGACAAGAUCGAUCCAACAAUGAAGCUGCUAAUACUGCUGUCGUUUCUGCUGGUUUACUCAUCCGGCCACCGGAUACAGCUGUCCGAUUCGAUUCUGGACAUCAUCAACACGCGCCACGUGGAGCAGGUGCUGGCGGAGCGACGGAUGAACGCUUCGCGGGACGAGAAGCGAUACUUGGUGCAGAACGAGCUGAUGGAUGAGGACGCGACGGAGGACAGCACCGGUGAUCUUUACCAAACGCCCGAGGUGGCGAUCGAUUUCGAUUUCAAUGGGCGGCUCCAAUCCGGCUCGGCGUCGCCAGUGUUCAACGAGAGCGGCUUUCAGUAUCAGCCGACGGGAUCCUCCCCCAAUGCGGAUAUUUUGGCGGACCUGCGGGCAUACAAGGGGGAUAAGUUGCUGAAAUCGAGUAAAAAUGCGCUGGUGGUAACGAGAAAAGAGUACCUCAAGAAGGACUGGUGCAAAACGGAGCCACUGGUGCAGCGGAUCCGGGAGGAGGGAUGCCUCAGCCGGACGAUCAUCAAUCGCUUUUGCUACGGGCAGUGUAAUUCGUUCUACAUUCCAAAAUCACCGAAGCGUAGGCGGCACAGUGGUGGCGCUGCAGGCGGUUCGGGCACACCGGGACGGGGCGGUCACGGAGGUCACCACGGUGGUAGACGUGAGGUGGAUCUUGAUUUCGAAGACGAAGAUCUCACCGGGCCAGCGUUCCGCUCGUGCGCCUUCUGCAAGCCUAAAAAGUUCACCUGGAUCACGGUGACGCUUCGCUGCCCUUCGUUGGUGCCCCAGUUGCGGCGGAAGCGCAUCCAACGCAUCAAACAGUGCAAAUGCAUUGCGGAGCCAUUGAAUUAAAGUCGUUGUUUUUUUUUGUUGGUGCUGCUUGCCGAAGAUGGGACGUGAAAGCGGAAUGCGUAUGCGUUUUUGGAUGUUCGUGUGGGGUGAAUGUCGCGCGAGAAUGACUGGGCGCUGUUUAUUUUUUUUUAAAUUCUUGUCUGCUAGUGACUGCGAACAUGUAAACCAUGGAGAAUAGUAGGACUUAAUCUGUUUCGAAGUUUUGUUUUCUUCAUUUAAUUUAAUUUUUAGUCAAUAGACAAGUAUUUUGUACAAGUCUCUUGUGGCAUGGUGUUUGCGAUAGAAUGUGUGCGCAUGUUUGCAUCUGUGCCGUAUUUUUAAAUUCAAUUUGAUUAUGAGCUACAGAAACAGCAUAAUCAUCAAUGGACAUGGUGUAAGAAUGCAUAUAACAUUUUCCCACAAGUUGCUGUCACUGAUUUGUGAUUUCUAAUAAUGAGUGUAUCCGAGAAGGUACACUCGAAAUCAUGAAUACAAAUAAAUAGAGAAUAUUAUUACUUCAUUCUGGUUUCCCACAGCGCUGAUCUCUAGACUUGGACUGGCUGCUCGUCCCACAUGAAGACGCCCCUGACGUGGUGCUUCAAAGUGCAAAUUAAUGUUAAUUUACGCUUCCUAUCACGACUUACUAUGCGUGAACCACCCAACAGAGCGGUUUUAAGCAACUCCGGGUUCACUUCUAUUGUGGCCGGGUAUUAAAGAGUUGGUUUGGUCCAGUGACGAUUUUGCUGUGGCCUUAUUUACUGCCUCCGCACCGAUGAUCGUCUCUACACAUUACACGUUCCGACGACAUGAAAUGCGUCUAAUGGGAUUCUAACGCGUUCAACUAGUCAUUGCCUAGACCGGUGCCCCGUAAGUCGUUUGAUCUGUUGGGAAAUUGACACAUCUGACACGCAGUAAAAUCAUUUCUUAAAUUUGGCUAAUCACCUGGAUUUGUAAACUGACAUUCAGUGGAGGCAGAUUUUAAGUACCGAAUCGUUUGACACUUAGCCUGGUUGGGAUUUGAACACUGGAUUCAUCUUGCUGAUUUCAUUUGUCUCAGGCAGUAAUCAUUUCCGGAGUUCUUCUAUUGAAUUUAAUUUUGCAGGAUACCGAAAUCAGUCAAUAUUCAGUGUGUGCGAUUUUUAAACUCGAAUCUCGAAACAAAACUCAAACUCGAAAUCAGGAACGCACAGUUUUUUUUCGAACAUAUUUUCUUAAUUUGUGAAUGGCUGUACUUCUUUUAUGUUUUUACAUACCGUCAACCCAUUCUCUGGUAAAUUAAUAUUCUAUCAUUUUAUUUAAGAAGUCAAAGCAACGGUAUGAAACGUUUUCCCUGAUAUUCAGAAGCUAACGGCUUGCAAUACCCUACUGCCUUCAAACACAACACCCUACUGAAUUACAAUACUCCACUGAAUUUCAAAGAAAAUCUUUCGGAUUUAUUGCCGAUUUUUGUGCUAACUCAGUCACGAUCUGAUGGAUAAAGCCUUUUCUUUGGAACUGAGGAAAACACAACUUAUUCGGUAUCUAUUUUCAGAGAUCUUUACCACGGAAUGCAAGCAACAUUUAUCCUGAGCUCACAUUGCAGUGCUAGGACUUGGGCGUUGGAGUAAUCUACCCGGAAAAUGAAUUUGUUGACUUGAAGAAUUAAUUUUAUUUCAAAAUGUUGGUGGUUUUGAAAAGAAAGAAAAGUCGAUGACAACACGGUGUUGAUGUUAUCGGAUCAGAACAUUGGUGCUGUCGAUUGUGUUGCUGGAUGAUAGCUGUUUCACUGACGUUGGUGUUGCUGGAUUCGAUUUGCGUCGGAUUCUGAUGACUUUUUUCCACAAUUUCUCAAUUCCUUCUAACUUCCUUUUUGGUUUCUUCUUUUACUUCUUCUUCUUCGUUGCUCCAUGGAGGCUUUGUAUUUAAACUUCCAUUCGACGGAUUUGAGGUAAUGUUGUCUUGAAUUUUAGGAACGUUAAACUUUCUCAGUUCAUUCGAGAAGAACAAAUUAGAGAACUUAACCUAAACUCUUUUCUCCUGACCUUGAGCGAGGUCAUUUGGACGCCAUCGCCGACUUAUUGCCAGUUGGAUGACAGUUUAAUGGUGAAGGAUGUUUUGGACUAUGUAGAUAUUGUGUAUCCAUAAUUAGCUUAGUGUGGUUGUUUAGCUCAUUCUCUAUCAACAAAUUUCCCUAUCGAGCACAUUACAGUACCUUAAAAUGAUGCUUAUUCAACAAAAUUAAUACAAAAGCGCGGAUUUUAUCAUGGGGUGCAGGCGGUUAUAAAUUUGAAUGGCAAGCAGGCAGGCAAUGGCAAUGCAGUGUUAAUUUAUCAAUCCUUGAAAAAUGAGCAAGUUUUUUACAUUGAAAUAAUUUAGAGAUUUCGAAACUCGUCAUGGCUACUAAAUGGAUUUUUUUAGUGAUGCACAUUAAACAAAAAUGUUUGGAAGACUGACUAUUGUUUUGAAAAAAAAAUCCAUCAGUGUUUAAAUAGUGUCAAAAUAGAGUUUUUCUUGUGGUUUAGAAGAACAACUACAAAUUUUAAAUAUAUUGCAGCAUGCACUCAUGUUGUCAGGUAUUUGUUCUCAGUCUUAUGUAUCCAAAAUACCUGCAAAUUUUCUAAUUUAGAUGUUCUGUGUCUUUUUUCCCGAUUCAUCGUAACAAUCACUUCAUCGUCAAAUAUUGGAACGUUUUUGCAAGCGAACAAAAAUUUUAUCAUAUGGAAGGUUGGAUUUGUUAUUGGUUUACUUACAAAAAUAUUGUUUUGAAACAAAUUAAAAAGUUGUUUUUUCAUCUCCGAAUAUACACCCAUAUACAUCGAAGUAAGUAAAACAUUCCAAAACAGGAAAAUUGUUGCUUCAAGAUGGUGUAUGUUCCAUUUCUAAUUGAGGGGCUCAAAAUGAAAGGGAUGUAGGUGACAUCAUCGAUUUCUCUACAUCGACUCUCUCUCUCUUUUAUUCAUAACUCAAAUUGGAACAUUUUUGCAGUUGAGUUAUUAACUAAAGAAAAAAAUGAUGAAGACAAAUCGAUCAAGUCACUUACACCCCUUUCUUUUUGAGCCCCUCAAUUGGUAUUUUUUUUACAAAGUUAUAUUCUAUAUAUCCACUAAAAUAAUCUGUGCUCUUUGGUCCUCUAAUUUUAUCUUGUCGAGUGAAAAAGUAAUUACUGUUCAGAUUAAUACUGACUGAAUGUUCAAAACUCACCAAGAAUCAUCCGAAAUAUAGCAAUUUACCUCAAAUCAGUUGCCAUUACUAUUUAUCCAUUGGAUCGUGUUAAUUGGCUUUGAUGCCCAUACAGCUCGUUCACAUUAUUUUAGAGAGACGUUAUAAUUAUUUUGUAGCAGACAAUUUUCUCAGUUCAUUCGGCUCCAACUUUUGGAAAAUUAAACUCUCAUCUCCUGACCUUGACAACAGAAAAUCCGAACCGAAUCGGUUGUGCGGUGGCGAAGGUGGCAAUAGCCAGCAAAAAAAAAACAGCUUCAGCAUUUAACCGAAGAACACAGCUCUCACUAAAGUCAAAUAACUCCUUCACAUACAGUUUGGAACACGCUGCAAUUUUAACCCGGAACAAAAAAACACAAAUUCACGAAAAUUGAAUGAUCAACCGGAGAAAGCCACCAAUAAUCCCAAAACCCUUCUAAAUUCACACAAGCUCUCCCCCGGUGAAUAUAAUAAAAAUAAAAAAACUUUUUUAUUAUUUUUCAUCGAACUUUUCUAGAAUGACUCUUCAGUAAAAUUUUUGAUGGCCCUGAAAAGGGCCUUGGUUUUAUGGUAGCAGCUGAUUCAUAAUUGGUUCAUGAUUCAUAUACCAUAUGUCGAAAUUCGUGUCCUUAUACACACAUACUGCAGCCAAAGGGGUUUCUCUAUUUGUAUCACAAUCACGCAUGGAAUCAAACAUGCUUGCGUGUGGUAUCAUACACAAGCGCUCUCCACCAGACGGCGUGUAAAUCGAUACGGUGCCUCAACCGAGCAAAACUGCAUCAUUGUGUGUGUGCAGGAGCGAUAAGACGAGAACGUUUGUUCGGUGCAAACAUGUCUCUGGAAGCUUGCAAG
This is a messenger RNA of Toxorhynchites rutilus septentrionalis, 5747 nucleotides long. RefSeq lists its product as uncharacterized. The coding region runs from base 912 to 1739 and encodes 275 amino acids. The transcript has 2 exons. Gene Ontology annotation, biological process: animal organ morphogenesis. The record is from RefSeq and is a predicted model, not a curated record. Lineage: Eukaryota; Metazoa; Arthropoda; Insecta; Diptera; Culicidae. Gene Ontology annotation, molecular function: receptor ligand activity; BMP binding.